Molecule: messenger RNA, 797 nt
Organism: Amoebophrya sp. A120
Lineage: Eukaryota; Dinophyceae; Syndiniales; Amoebophryaceae
Source: the annotation of a GenBank genome assembly
AUGGAACAACUUUCGCUCCUGCGCAAAAUUCCGGUGGAGCAAAAACACACCUCGGACUACAACGGCACAAAAAGCUUUCGAAAACAAGAAGAACAGAGUAAAAGCAGCGAGAUAUUAGCUGCUUUUGCUCACAUCACACGAAAAAUGGUUGCCGCGAUCAACUACACCGCCGCGUCUGUUCGCUGGACGCUUUUUUUCGCAUUCUUCCUCCUCCACGUCGGUAUUGGCCAGGUGAGCUGCUUUCAGCUAAAGAAGGCUGCAGCUGCGUCUCCUUCCUCCUCCAGCGGGAACCAAAAUCCGCAACAGCGGGGGUCCCCGGGGUUGCGUCCGGUGCGAGAAAGUAGCAGUCACAUCCGGUUUCCGCCACUGGAGGCGGAGGGCGCGGGGGCGGCCGCUUCCAGCCGGGACCAGAACAUUGCCAUGCUCAUCCACAACAUCGAGCGCAUGCGGCUUUCCACUAGUAACCCGGGGCACCUGCUGCACCAAAACGCAGGAGGUACUAUCGUCGGCGGAGUUGGUGGUGGUCUGCGACGUGCCGCCGGAGCAGGUCUGCGGCGCAACGAGCGCAGCUUCGGGUCCAUGAACAGCAUGAGCAGUUGUAUUGCCAGCAGCGGAAGUAGCUCCACUCACGCGCCGGCGAACCUCCGCACCGGCGGGGUACUAGUUCGGGGCGCGGGCGUCCUCGCGCACGAACCGAUCGGAGCCCCGCAGCCGGCGGGCGCCCGACAGGCACGUCAGUCGCCGCGCCGCGUCCGCCAAGUGCCGAGGGGAAAUUAUAACCAGGCAAUAAAUCCGCC